Owenia fusiformis is the source of this 1972-nucleotide messenger RNA. Lineage: Eukaryota; Metazoa; Annelida; Polychaeta; Sabellida; Oweniidae. The record is from the annotation of a GenBank genome assembly.
UUUUUGAUCUAAUUAACAUAUCUACUUGUAUUUUGAUUCAUACUGACAUAAAUUGCAAGCUAAGGAUUAAAAGGCCCUUUUUGGGGAGACUGUCAUCGGAAUAAUAAGAGAUUUCCAAGCUUUUGAAUCCGAGAUAUGAUGCAAAACAUCUGAUAGAUCAACUUGUAUGCAUGCAGUUUUGAACUUAUAAGAUGAAAGUUCUACUUUGCAUAUUUGCAUCGAUUGCAAUAACCCAACUAUUAGAACAGCAUGGUGGCGUAGAUGCUCAAACUGACGGAACAGAAGGUCCCCCGGGAACAGGAGGUCCCCCGGGAACAGGGGGUCCACCAGGAACAGAAGGUCCGCCAGGAACAGGUGGUCCACCAGGCACAGGAGGCCCACCAGGCACAGGAGGUCCACCAGGAACAGGAGGCCCACCAGGCACAGGUGGUCCACCAGGAACAGGAGGUCCACCGGGAACAGGUGGCCCACCAGGAACAGGCGGUCCACCAGGAACUGGAGGUCCACCAGGUACAGGAGGUCCACCAGGAACCGGAGGUCCACCAGGAACAGGAGGUCCACCAGGAACAGGAGGUCCUCCAGGUACAGGAGGUCCACCAGCAACAGGAGGUCCGCCAGGAACAGGAGGUCCACCAGGCACUGGAGGUCCACCUGGAACAAGCGGUCCACCAGGAACAAUCGGUCCACCAGGAACAGGGGGUCCACCAGGAACAGGGGGUCCACCAGCGACAGGAGGUCCACCGGGAACAGGUGGUCCACCAGGAACAGGGGGUCCACAAGGAACAGGUGGUCCACCUGGAACAAGUGGACCUGCUGGUCCACCCGGAACAGGAGGUCCGCCAGCCACGGGUGGUCCACCGGGAACAGGAGGUCCACCUGGAACAGGAGGUCCUCCAGGAACAAGUGGCCCACCGGGUACUGGUGGUCCACCAGGAACAGGCGGUCCUCCAGGGACAGGAGGUCCACCAGGUACAGGAGGUCCACCGGGUACAGGAGGGCCACCAGGCACAGGAGGUCCACCAGGAACAGGAGGUCCACCAGGAACUGCAGGACCACAAGGCCCGCCAGGAACAAGUGGCCCCCCGGGCACGAUAGGACCACCUGGAGAAGUUGGCACAGGAGGACCACAAGGAACGGUUGGUCCAGCUCCUAAGGGUUUGAAGGGGAACACUGGAUUUCGGGGACCUCCUGGUGAUCGUGGAGUAAAGGGUAUGCAGGGAGAACUAGCAGGAAGUACAGCUACACCUAUUACUGUUUCUACCGUCUCUGGAGAGACAACGGCUGAAUCAACCACAUUUGAAAUGACAACAGUAACUCUGACACCAUCUGCUGCCGUGUACUGCAACGGUGUUUCUGGAGGAAGAUACCCAGACUCUUACAAUUGUAAAUUCUUCUACAUGUGCCAGACUAGCAUCAGGUUCUUCUCCGUUCUCGCAAGUCAACAGUUUACUUGUGUCGACUCAAACUACAAUCCCGUCACCGCAAAUUGCGACGCAAGCUACACAGAAUGUAUCCAAGUCGUCAACUCAGCUGCCAAACAAGAAUCUGUAAACUACAGUCCAGUAGAAAAUAGCCUGAGUGUAUAUUCCUACUACUCUUACACUGCUGGACUUGCUGUUAUGUGCGUUAUUACGCUCGUCGGAGCAGUGGUUAUGUGCAGACGUUCAUCCAGAAGCAGAUUGGACAAGUUACAAAGCGACCAUGUCAUCGGCUCUCACAGUCUCCAUCUAAAUAUGAACAUUCAUUAAGUGUAGUUGGACUUGUUCACCAAUAAAAGAUUUAGUAUUUAGAAUCACUCGACUUCUGGUUAUGAAAAUGUUUAUACGGAACUUCAACAAUGAAACCAUGCUAGUCGAUUAUUCACGAAAAGGGGAGUACAACGAAGCACGGCCAUAUUACUAUCUUGGGCUUGAACGUAUUGAAUAUGCUUAUUAUCAUUUGUAAAACAUUUCAUUUGCUCAAUAAAAUUCUG